Molecule: messenger RNA, 2592 nt
Organism: Closterium sp. Naga37s-1
Lineage: Eukaryota; Viridiplantae; Streptophyta; Zygnematophyceae; Desmidiales; Closteriaceae
Source: the annotation of a GenBank genome assembly
AUGGCUGUCGCUACCGCCUCCGCGGCGCUGGCCCACGGCGAACCGAACACGGCGGAGGCGGAAGCCUUGCGCCAGAUCGGCGCAAUGAAGGCGCUGCUAGCGCGCGCGGACGAACAUAUCACAUCCAUCGCCGCCUGCGGCACCCGCGGGGGGCCCACGCGCGCGCAGCUCCCCGCGCUGACGGCGGGCGCGCAGAACGCGCUGGCGGCGCUUGGGGGCGUGGAGCGGGAGUUGCGGUCGCUGGCGGAAGAGAUGGCGGAGGGCAACGAGUGCGCGGUUGGGGCCCGCGAGGAGGGCGGCGGAGGCGGAAGCGAAAGCUUUGCGCAGAGAGUCCCUGUGUGGCAGCAGGUGCAGUCGGCCCUGCAGCAGCUGCACCAGGCGCAUCCAGUACUCCGGCAGCGGUUGCGCCAUGCCACCAUGACAGCUCAGCACAAUCUCACGCGGCAAGCACACAAGGAGAGAGAGGAGCUGCUAGGGGCAGGACGAGAGGCAUCGUUGCGGCGAAGAAAGCUAGAAUCAGCAGCACAGAUGGCAGCAGCAGCUGAGGAGGUCACUUCCACGCUCCGACGAACACGACACGUCAUGGAACAGGAGGUGCAACGUGGCGUGCACACAUUGGAGGAACUCGACACGUCAGCAGCAGUGCUGACAUCAGCAGGAUCGCAGUACUCCCUGCAGCACUCCCGUCUCUCCAUGGCCCACCAGCUGCUGGCGCUGCUGCAGCGAGGGGACGUGGCGGACAGCUGCUGGCGCUGCUGCAGUGAGGGGACGUGGCGGACAGUUGCUGCCGCUGCUGAGGCGAGGCAACGUGACGGACAGCUGAAUGGGAGAGGGGUGGAGGAGGGGGAGUGCACGCAGGAGUAUAGUGUCAAUUCACAAACUCAUCCCCGUUCGUCUGCUGCCCCCACCAGGCUGAUCAUCAUCCUCGGGUCUCUCUUCUUCUUCCUCGUCUGCUCCUUUAUCGUCGUCUCUCGCGUGCCCCUCCUGAACUCCAUCCUCCUCUCCUCCACCUCCCUCCUCCUCUCCACCACACACUCCGUCCUCUCCCCCAUACUCUCCCUCUUCUCUUCCCUCCUUACCGCUCUCGCGUCCUCCACCCUCCCCACCCUCGCCUCUCUCUCCUCUUCCUCUCUCACCCUCGCAUCGUCCUCUCUCUCCUCCCUCCACCACACACUCCAACCUUUCCUCUCGCCCCCAUCGCCUACCCUGCCUCCUCUCCCUCCUUCCGCACCUUCUCCCAUGCCCUCACCCUUUCCCCCUUCCUCCCCCUCCCCACCCAUCACGACCACCACUAUUCCCUCCUCGUCCCCCUCAUCUUUCCCCUCUCCUUCUCCCUCAUCCGCCUCCUCUCUCCCUCCUUUAAACCCAUCUCAACCGCACACGCCUUCUGAGGCGCCUCACACACCAAGCGGGCCACAGCAACAACAACAGCCGGAUGAAGAAAAGGUUGCUUCGCCCACAGAAUUGGUGUCACCAGGAAUGGAGGAUGGAAGCGGGCUUCUAGCAAGGGUAGGGGGGCACGCAGAGGGUGAUGCAGAAGGGGAUGGGCGCGGAGCAGAGGAGGGAGGGGGGGUUGGACAGGUACAAGUAGAGGCACGGCAAGCAGAGGCACGGCAAGCAGAGGCACGGCAAGCAGAGGCACGGCAAGCAGAGACAGUGCAUGCAGCAAGAGGAGCAGCGAGAGAAGGGGUGAGAGAAGGGGCACGGGGAGAAGGAUCAGCUGCGAGAAGGGUGCGGCGAGGGACAGGGGGGAAAGAGCCAAUGGGGAAAGGGAAGAUGGGUGGUAAGCAGAGGGCGGCUGCACAAGGGAAGGUGAGGGGGAGGGAAAGAGGAAAGCAAAGAGGGGGAGUAGGAGGAGCAGGGAGUGGAGGGGAACGAGGAGGUAACGAGUCAAAAGUGGGAGUAGUAGCAGGAGCAGGAGCAAGGGAAGAGCGAGGAGCCAGAGGAAGUGGAGAGGAGGACGCAGGAGGUAACACAAGAGUAAGAGGAGGAGAAGAUGGAUUGGCAGGUGCAGGUGAAUCUAGUGAGGGCAGUGCAUCUGUCACAGCUGGUGGUGAAUCAGCUGUUGGUCGCCAAGUCCCCAUGCCUGAAGCACCUCCUCUUGCCCACACGCCUCCCCCUGCCACCCACCGUGCUGCCUACUACGGGUCUCCUGAUGUUGGAGAUUCACCUGCUGGGGAUUCUCCUGCUGGGGAUUUUUCUGCUGGGGAUUCUCCUGCUGCUGCGCCUGUGAGUGGCGGAGGAGGUGAGGAGACUGCAAAGGGUGGGGGAAGGGAGAGGGCGAAUGGGGGAUUGGAUGGAAAGGGUGGGAGUGAGGAGGAGGGCAGAGAGGGAGUGGGCAGAGAGGAGGGCGAGCAGGGCACAUGUGGGGUGGCAGGUGGCACUGGCAGGUCGGGUGGUAGCAGGCUCAGGCGGGUGGUCGGAUGGUAUGAGGUGCAGGUGGGAAUGUGGGCGGUGAAUCAAGUCGCAAGCAUGCAGCUGUUGGGGGUUUGUGAGACAGAGGAAGCCAAGGGUAAGCAAGGAAGAAGGGUAGGCAGGGAGAGCGGAGUGGAGCAAGGUUGGCCGCACGGAGUGGAUGGGCGAGGGGACUGA